AAACAGUAAUGCACAACGUUACAUAUUAUUGUUUAUAAAGCAAUAAAUUGUAGCAUCAAUUUGGAUUCAUUUGUAAAAUUACAAUGAAAAACCAGUAUUAUUUUGAUUGUCACACAACGACUGCAACUGCCUUAGUAUCCAAAGUGUAGUGCUGUAUAAGGAACUUUAGUAAUAGUGCUGAGUAGCAAAUUAAAUAAACAGCUGUUUAGAAAACAGCUGUAAACAAAUCAAAGGCGCCAGUGGCAUAUUUCUAAAUAAUGCAAAUUUUGCAACGUUUAUAUUGGUUGUCACCAAAAACAAUACAAAUCUAUAGCCGUAACUACGCCAAAAAACCAAAGGUCGCCAUGACAAACAGCCGGCGUAUGGUGCACAAGGAAUUGAUGCGUUAUGUAAACCCCUAUGCAUGCAUUAAUAUAAAAUCGGAUAUUGCCGUCCAUGUCGAGCCCGCCGACGUCCAUGUGUAUACCAGUGGGGAUGUACUUAUAGCCCAGCUAAUUGGUGGUCCUGUGUGCAACUCUAAUGUCAGCCUGGACCUAGAUGUUCAUGACGAUGAUAAGGUUGUCAAUGUGUUGGUCAAAAAGUCCACUGAACAGACGUCGUAUUUUACAUGCCUUCUUAAGAUACCUGUGCGUGCCGACGUGAACUUGGAAGCAGAAGAAAAAGUAACAGUACAGGGCAUCCAAGGCGGGGUACUUAAGAUAAAAGCCGCAGGCGAUAUAUUCACCAAUAAUGUGCGUGCCACAAAUAUAUCGCUGAGCAGCGAAAAUGGCAACAUCAUCUGUGAAGGCACGCUGCUGGGCAAGUGCACUGAAAUCGAAACACAGAACGGAAACAUCAAUCUAGACAAGCUGCAGGGCGACAGCUUAAAGUGCUCCACACAGGCGGGUGACAUCAAUACACACUGCUGCUAUGUAGAGAAAUCAAAGUUUGAGACGACAACUGGCAGCAUGGAGCUUAAGAACGUGCAUAAAACUAGCGAAGUAUUUGUGCAUCAAGCGGGUGACCUGAAGAUGACUGGCGUACAUGGAAACCUAAAUGUGGUUUCUAAAGGCGGCAGCAUGAAUCUCCAGCUCUCUGAGCUGAGUGGCAAAAGUGAGAUUGUGGCACAAAAUCUUAUUGACGAGGCCAUAAUCAAUAUAUCAGAGGCUAUAGAGAACAUUAACAUAGAAGUUAAAGCUAGCCAGGUUAACUUAAACAACGAACUAGAGCAUGUCUCACAUGCGUUAAGUGAAGACAAAAGCAAGUUUCUGCUAAACAAUGAAAAUGAGCAUCAACUAGUCGUAAGCAGCACAGGAGAGAACGGAGUACGUCUUGGCAAGCAAUCGUGGACCGAUAUGCUGCAACAAAAAAUGAAAUCAAGUGAAUAAAUUUAAGGUUUUAC
Molecule: messenger RNA, 1381 nt
Organism: Drosophila hydei
Lineage: Eukaryota; Metazoa; Arthropoda; Insecta; Diptera; Drosophilidae
Product: protein FAM185A
Exons: 3
Coding region: 258-1367 (369 amino acids)
Source: RefSeq, a predicted model, not a curated record